AUGGAUGAUUCACUUUAUGAUGAGUUUGGUAAUUACCUUGGACCUGAACUUGAUGAGGAGGAUGAGGAUUUAGAACUUGAGGAAGAAGAAGAACAACAACAACAAUAUGAUGAUGAAGAAGAAGAGAAUGAGGCAAUGGAAGAAACCUCUGAAAUGCAACUUGAAGAAAUUCCUGCCAAUCAAAUUGUUUUACAUGAAGAUAAGAAAUAUUAUCCUUCAGCUGAAGAAGUGUACGGCCAAGAUGUAGAAACUAUGGUUCAAGAAGAGGAUACGCAACCUUUAUCUGAACCUAUUAUUGCACCUAUCAAAAUAAGAAAGUUUAAUGUCACCGAGACUGAUUUACCCGACACUUAUUACAGCAAAGAAUAUAUGGCAGAUUUAAUGAAUCAUCCAGAUCUUGUGAGAAAUAUUGCUAUUGUAGGUCAUCUUCAUCACGGAAAAACGUCCUUUAUUGACAUGCUCAUUUCAGAAACACAUCCUCAUAUGCCUAUCAAUGUAGAGCAACCUGAACGUUAUACAGAUACACAUAUAUUAGAAAGAGAACGUGGAUUAUCUAUUAAAAGUAUGCCCGUCAGUUUAGUUUUGCAGGAUAUGAAAGACAAAUCUUAUUUACUUCAUAUGCUCGAUACUCCCGGACACACAAAUUUUAUUGAUGAGGUAGUGGCUGCAAUUCGUUUAGCAGACGGUGUUGCUAUUGUCGUUGAUGUAGUCGAGGGUGUGAUGGUGAAUACUGAGCAAAUUAUUAAAUACUGUGUACGUGAAGGACUUGCAAUGACAUUAGUCAUUAAUAAAGUCGAUCGUUUAAUUUUGGAAUUGAAAAUACCUCCUGCUGAUGCCUAUUUUAAAUUGCGUCAUACAAUAGAAGAAGUGAAUACCAUUAUUCGAUCUGUUCCUGGAGGUCAUGACAUUCGUCUUUCACCUGAGUUAGGUAACGUCUGUUUUGCCUCAGCACAAAUGGGUUGGACAUUUUCACUUAAAUCAUUCGCCAAGUUAUAUGCCGACACUUAUGAUGACACUUCCUUUGAUGAAUCUGAAUUUGCUAGACGAUUAUGGGGCGACAUUUAUUAUAACCCUGAACGAGGUAGUUUUCAUAGAAAAUCACAGAAUGGUGAUCUUAAACGUACCUUUGUACAUUUCAUUUUGGAACCACUCUACAAGAUUUAUUCACAAGUAAUUGGUGAAGAACGUAACGACUUAAAACACACUUUAAGAUCCUUAGGUAUUCAGCUUAAAGCAAAAGAGUAUGAUUUAAAUGUGAAGCCAUUAUUGCAAUUGGUGUUAACAAGAUUCUUUGGUUUAUCAAAUGCUUUUGUGGACAUGGUGGCACGACAUGUACCUUCACCUAUUGAUAAUGCUCAACAUAAGGUUCAAAAUCUUUAUACAGGACCUAUCGACGAAUCAUUAACUACACAAGCUAUGUUAAGAUGUGAUGCAGAUGGACCUCUUAUGAUUUAUAUCACAAAGCUUUUUAAUAAUGAAUCAAGCACAGAAUUCCAAGCCUUUGGCCGUGUCUUUAGUGGAAGUGUUAAGGAAGGUCAAAUUGUACGCGUUUUGGGUGAAGGAUAUUCAAAGGAUGAUGAAGAAGACAUGACGAUGCAAAAGGUCUUGAAUACAUGGAUUUUUGAAUCGAGGUAUCGCAUCGAAGUGGAAGGCGUUCCAGCAGGUAAUUGGGUUUUAUUAGGUGGCGUUGAUACUUCCAUCAUGAAGACAGCUACUAUUGUUGAUCAAAAGCCUGUUGAAGAUGCCUAUAUCUUUAAGCCUCUUAGAUUCCCUACCGCUGCUACACUUAAAGUUGCUAUUGAACCUGUUAACCCAUCCGAAUUACCUAAAAUGCUGGAUGGCCUUCGUAAAAUUAACAAGAGCUAUCCCAUCGUGACAACCAAAGUGGAAGAAUCAGGUGAACAUAUUGUAUUAGGUACAGGCGAGCUAUACUUGGAUUGUGUAUUACAUGAUUUGAGACGUAUGUAUGCAGAGAUUGAACUCAAAGUAUCAGAUCCUGUUGUCAGAUUUUGCGAGACAGUAGUUGAAACUUCUGCUCUCAAAUGCUUUGCAGAGACACCUAACAAGAAAAAUAAGUUGACAUUUAUUGCAGAACCACUUGAAAAAGAACUUGCAGAAGAAAUCGAGAAUGGUGAUAUUCAAAUUGGAUGGCCUAAGAGUAAGUUUGGAAAGUAUUUGGAGACAAAACACGGAUGGGAUGUAUUAGCCUCCAGAUCUGUAUGGGCAUUUGGACCAGAUGACAUGAGUCCUAAUCUCUUGAUGGAUGAUACACUACCCACUGAAGUGGAUAAAAAGUUAUUGGGUACAAUCAAAGAUUCGAUUCGACAAGGUUUCCAAUGGGGCACUAGAGAGGGUCCUCUUUGUGAUGAACCUAUAAGAAAUGUAAAGUUUAAAAUUUUGGAUGCAUCCUUAGCUAGUGAACCUAUUUAUAGAGGAGGAGGACAGAUUAUUCCUACUGCAAGACGAGUCUGCUAUUCAUCCUUCUUAACAGCCACACCACGUUUAAUGGAACCUGUCUAUUAUGUUGAAAUACAGGCUCCUGCUGAUUGUGUAUCUGCUGUCUAUACUGUUUUGCAACGCCGUAGAGGCCAUGUCACCCAAGAUAUCCCUAAGCCCGGCUCACCCUUAUAUACCGUAAAGGCCUACAUCCCUGUUAUUGAUUCCUGUGGCUUUGAGACCGAUCUAAGAACUCAUACAGAAGGUCAAGCAUUUUGCCAACAAAUCUUUGACCAUUGGCAGAUUGUACCAGGUGAUCCACUUGAUACUUCUAUUGUAUUGCGUCCCUUGGAACCAAGUACAGCACAACACUUGGCACGUGACUUUAUGGUGAAAACUCGUAGACGAAAGGGUCUUUCAGAAGAUGUUAGUAUAAACAAAUAUUUCGAUGAUCCUAUGUUGUUAGCACUAGCACAGACAGAUGUAUUAGGUGGUAUUCAUGAUUAA
Molecule: messenger RNA, 2943 nt
Organism: Cokeromyces recurvatus
Lineage: Eukaryota; Fungi; Mucoromycota; Mucoromycetes; Mucorales; Mucoraceae
Product: P-loop containing nucleoside triphosphate hydrolase protein
Exons: 7
Coding region: 1-2943 (980 amino acids)
Biological process (GO): mRNA splicing, via spliceosome
Cellular component (GO): U2-type catalytic step 2 spliceosome; U4/U6 x U5 tri-snRNP complex; cytosol
Molecular function (GO): translation elongation factor activity; U5 snRNA binding; GTP binding
Source: RefSeq, a predicted model, not a curated record